This is a messenger RNA of Fundulus heteroclitus (mummichog), 1361 nucleotides long. Its product is annotated as E3 ubiquitin-protein ligase E3D-like. Gene Ontology annotation, biological process: protein autoubiquitination; protein monoubiquitination; protein polyubiquitination. Gene Ontology annotation, molecular function: ubiquitin protein ligase activity; ubiquitin conjugating enzyme binding; cyclin binding. Gene Ontology annotation, cellular component: ubiquitin ligase complex; cytosol; nucleus. The transcript has 9 exons. NCBI's taxonomy places the organism in Eukaryota, Metazoa, Chordata, Actinopteri, Cyprinodontiformes, Fundulidae. The coding region runs from base 228 to 1361 and encodes 377 amino acids. The record is from RefSeq and is a predicted model, not a curated record.
CACGUCCGUCUCGUCCCCCGGCCGACUGCUAACGAGCGCACCCACUCCUGUCACGCUGCGACCGACGGGGAAGCAAGCGGCUAGCUCUUGAUUGUGUGAAAGCUUUAUUUUUGCGUUUGCUUAGGAUUUAAUUCAGCUUAGUGGAAGUCGCUUUACUCAGGCAGUGAUUUUGUUUUCUUUAUAUAUUUUGUAUAUUUAAUAUUCCUCCGGCUACACUGCAUUUCUGAAUGGCUGAAGAGAUGUCGGCGAAAACACAUGGACUCGGAGUCUUCUUGGAGCUGAGGAAAAGGCUUCAGAGUGGACUUCUGGUUGUCGGGACGAGCGUGGCCCGGGGUCCCGCAGACGUGGCCGUGACGGGCGAGGGCUCCUCUCUCCGCGUCCGGACCCCAGGAGGAGACCUGCGCCUCGCCCUGCCAGCGGGGGUCGCCUUGGAGGGCGGCUCCUGCAUUCACACGCCCGUGGGCGAAGCCGGCGGAGAGGAGCUGCACUUCAGGCUGCGCAUCACCGUCGGGCGGCGCGAGCAAGCAGAUCCAGCUGGCGUGAUGGAGACGCUUCGAACCGAAGAGACGUACAGCUUCCACUGCCAGGGCUGCGCGACCCGGCUGCUCGAGGACAGAGUGUUCAAACGAGUUCUUCCUCUCCCCAAUUGCAACUGGAACGCCAUCGUGGACGAAUGGUGUUGCCACCCGGACCCGUUCGCCAACAAGAAGCUGCUGCCGCGGGCGGAGGACUGCCUGCUGGGCGACACCUUCGUCCUGCUGGCCCGUGACGGCAGCUGCGACCAGACCCUGACUGAGGAAGUGAGUUCUGUCGGCGCCGCUGACGCUCAGGAUUCAAAGAAACCUUGUCACCGUUUGGCCCUUAUCUCCUGCGCGAGCUGCUCGUUAGUACUGGGAGAGGCUGUCGCACCAGGGACGCUGAAACUAUACAUCACCCAGGUGGUGGUGGAGCCCGCUGUGGGAGAUGGAAAGCUGGACGCUUCACUGAACAGGUCUGCCUUCCUGGAGCGGACGGUCGCAGCCAGGCUGCUGGAUCUGUCCAACUCUCUGAGCUCGUUCCACUUCUCGGUUCAGACGCCUGAUGGGAAAGUCUUCUUACUGCUCUGGCUGCUGAACGGCGACUCCAUCAUAGCCUCCGUCCCAGAGCGCCUCGUCGGGGAGGAGAGCUCCAUCAGCCCCCCUGCUCCUCUCAGCCCAUCGCUCAGAGCUGCCAGAGCCCUGAAACUCCUCUACAUCAGCUGCUCCGACGCCAGCGCCCAGCAGAGAGAGAUCGCCACUAGUUGGGAGGCCAACUCCAUCGGACCGCCAUGGGGCCUGACUGCGCUGAAGGUGUGCGAGGAGCUGCUGCAGGGUGCUGGAUGA